UAGCAAUUGUAGAUUCAUGUGCUGGUCAGAUACCUGGUAGUAGUCGUUACUCAAGUAGCUGCAGUCACCGUCGCACAGUUUCACAUCCGAUUGGACACGCGCGUGUCCGAGACAAGCAUCCACCAUGCGGUUUCCCGCCGUCUCGCUCUUCUCAGCUAUUGCGCUCACAGCGCUUGCAGAAACGACGCCUGAUCCUUCCGGUUCAAAUAGCUCCCAAGCCAUAGUUUCCGAUGGUAUAGAAGGAGACGAUGCAGCAAAGUUAUUGCAGUCGAUCCAAGCAAAUUCCACCGACUCUUGCCAAGCAGCAUGCGCUUCGCUCCUGGGAGAAUUCGGCGCUGCUAAAGUUGCGGGCAGCGAAGACCCGGACUAUAAAGCCGCGAUUGACGGCUUCUGGUCCCAGCAGCAGCGAGAGCCCGUACCACGCUGCAUAUUCCGGCCCGAGACGGCGCAAGAAGUUGCGAAUGUAGUGCGUGUGUCCCAGGCGAACAAGUGUCGGUUUGCAUUUCGGAGUGGAGGCCAUGCCCAAUUUGCAGGUGCAUCCAACGCAGAUGGAGGCAUAACUGUACUUUUUGAACGCAUGGCAGGCAUUACGUUGUCUGAAGACAAAAAGAUUGCUUCAAUUGGACCCGGGGCCCUCUGGAUGGACAUUUACACCAACCUGGCUGAACACAACCUCGCGGUCGUGGGUGGCCGUGUCGCUGACGUUGGUAUUGGAGGACUUAUGACAGGCGGUGGCAUUUCCUACUUUUCCAACCAGUAUGGGUGGGCAUGCGACAACGUUGCGUCGUAUGAAGUCGUCCUUGCAGACGGACGCAUUGUGACUGCCACACCUGAUUCAGAAUACUCCGAUCUCUUCUGGGCAUUGCGCGGCGGUGGCAACAACGUUGGCAUCGUGACCCAAUUCAAUCUCGAGACUUUUGCUCACGGCCCCCUCAUGUAUGGUGGAAACCGAGUAUUCAUCAACGAAAGUUUCUCAGCCGCCAUCGAUGCCUUUGUCGACCUAGCCAAGAAUGUAGAGAAAGACCCCAAGGCCACGCAGUUCCUGUCCUUUGCCCUCGACACAAGGAACAACAUGCGACUUGCAGUUGCCGAUCUCCAAUACGCAGACCCAAAGGCGGACGCACCCAUUUUCGACACGUGGAACAAAGUCCCUGCGAUUGUCGACAACACCAAAAUCGACAGCCUGGUUAACUUAAGCUUGGCUCUGGCGGCACCCAGCCCAAGUGGUAUGCGACAAUCCUACUGGACCGCGUCUGUGAAACUCAAAGACCGUGAAAUCAUCGACCGCCUCGUCGACAUCACCUUUGACGUUUUCGACAAGCUCGCACACGUACCGGGUAUCGGGCCCGCACAAACCUUCCAAGUCGUCACCGAGCCACAGCUCAAGAACAUGGAGAAAAACGGCGGCAACGCCCUUGGUCUCUCCGUCUCCGACGGCCCUUUUCUCCUGCUCCUCCAGUCGUUCGCGUGGGUCAACUCCGAGGACGACGAGCUCGUGCUCAAGACUGCCGCGGACAUGGUUGCACAAAUCAAAAAGGUGAGCAAGGACCUGGGCGUAGAUCACGACUACCUGUACAUGAACUACGCGAGCCAAUUCCAGGACGUGAUUACGAGUUAUGGCGAGAGCGCGAAGAAGCUAAAGGAUAUUGCGCGCAAGUACGACCCCGAGGGCGUUUUCCAGACGCUGCAGCCGGGAUACCACAAGCUGAACGGGCCGAAGAGCCAGGACUUGCCUGUUUGGGAUCGCAUCAAAUCUUUUUUCAAUGAGAAGUUCUCGUAAAGAGAGAAGAGUCAUCGCGAUACCAGAGUCGACACUCGAAUCUGACACGCGAGGGAAAUGAAUGAAUGAUGUGAGACGAAACUGUCCAACAGUUACAUGUACCUAGCUUUUUAGAGCAGAGAAACCAUGCUGUGAAAAUGUCAAUGGCUGUCAAAAGCAUAGUUAAAGGAAAC
Molecule: messenger RNA, 1953 nt
Organism: Bipolaris sorokiniana ND90Pr
Lineage: Eukaryota; Fungi; Ascomycota; Dothideomycetes; Pleosporales; Pleosporaceae
Exons: 3
Coding region: 125-1780 (551 amino acids)
Molecular function (GO): FAD binding
Source: RefSeq, a predicted model, not a curated record